GCAGCACAUAGCAAUCAGUAUCAAAGUCGUAUCCGCCCAAGUCCCGUUCAUGCCUCGAUCAGUCUGAGGAUGCCAGAACUGAAGAAUGACCCUGGACAGUUGACACCAGUGCUGGUUCUAUCUGAUUCGGUCAAUCAGACCUUUGAAUACUCACCCCCACGACCGCAAGGUUGACACAAGUUAUGUUCUCUAGACGCCGUAUGCCCGGAUAAAUGUCAUCCAGUUGAUCCUCAUUCUCUCUUCGUUGCCUACCCCUUUUCAUUCAGGGGUUCGAAAGGCAUCGAUGACUGCUACGAGCCGGUAGAGCUGCGUAUACGAGUUAUCAUCAGUGCGCUCAGAAUGUUUCCAGGACUUUACAGCUUCACCGUGUUUCCUUCCUGCCCGAGAACCUUUGUAGCGUAUCUAGCCACCAUGACCGUUGCCCCGCGGAUCAAGAACUUUAACAUCGUUGUCUGUUUGUGCUGAUAACUGCCAAUACAAAUCAUGAUCAUCUACUAGGUGAAUUUUGUUAAUACCUGCGACAAUUUUAGAACGAGAGAUUUCGUGCCCACGUAUGGCUCUUUUCAAGUUUGAACCCUGCUGUCGACUCGUUUCCAGGGGCACAGCGCAUGAUAUACUUUUCGUUGACAAGAUCAGUGUGUUUUGACUCCCUUCGUAGAGGACGUCCUCAAACUUUCCCUAUCUUCGAAUCUCCUUCAUUUCCACUCCACACUUAUCCCUGUCCCAGGAACUUUGGUUGUCGGGACCAUGGCUGUUCAUUUUACCCAAAACGUUGUCUACAUUCUCACCUACGAUCCAUCUUCACUGAUAGAUCUCCCACCGAAAAAAUGAUGGAAGAAUUGGUCCUUUUUCUACCGUCCAACAUAUUACCCGUGAUGGCUCUCAAAUUCCGACUUAAAUGCCUUCAAUACACUGACUCACCUUCGGUUUCAUGGUCUUCCAUUCACAAUCAUGACCACAUUGCUGCUCCCGCUUCUCGUCUUUGCGUUCACCGGCUCUGGGAUGGCUCAAGUCUCCAGUGGGACGAUGUUCACGAUUGAGGUCGGUCGGGCCGGUAGCUUCUUUGUCCCAGACUCGGUGAAUGCUCGACUGGGAGAUACAGUUAAAUUCCAGUUCUUUGAUGCGGCUCACGGUGUCGUUCAGACAUCGUUUGAGACCCCUUGCGAACCCCUCCCAGGCGGGUUCAGCAGUGGAGUCUUUCAACCUCCUGGUGGAGUAACUGAUCCGGGACAACUUGCGGAGUGGACUCUACAAAUCACUAAUACUUCGACAAUCUGGUUCUACUGCCCCGUUGAGAGUCCUGUUUCACAUUGCAGCACUGGGAUGGUUGGGGCAAUUAACCCACUUGGUGAAAAGAUGGUAGAGGACUUCAAAUCUGCAGCAAAAGCCUUCACUGCAACACAUCCGACACCAUCUCCUGCACUUACGGGUGUCGGAGCAGCAGCUACCGGAAGUCCAAUUAUUAUCGUCGAUAGCGCCCCUCCAUCUUCCCAAACUGAUUCUUCCUCCACCACGAGCUCGGCAUUCUCUUCAUUCUCUUCAAAGGUAGAAUCAACUAGCUCGCCCACCAGCGUUCCAGAGACUUCAUCGUCGAAUCACACACCAGCAAUCGUCGGUGGAACUGUAGCAGGCCUCGUAGCACUUUUCGCUACCAUAAUCGUCAUCGUCCUUAUCCUCCGCCGACGUCGUCCACGUCCUUCAAGCCCACAAGGUCAUCAUACAGUCGAAUCACAAUACUUCCCACCUCCAUCCUCGGGAGUGGCUGAUACGGCCAGGAGAAAGAUUCAAACACAAUUCUACCCAGUAAGAGCAGAAGAUAAUCUCCCGUCAAUCGGGUAUGGUUAUGGCAGAAGCGACUCCGAUCGACCUUCGUCGUCGUCGAACAUACAAGCACUUCAUAUACGAAACCAGGACAGUCAGGGGAAUUUGGCUGCGGGGGCGGCUGUUGUACCUAUUUCUUCUUCUGAAAGGAAUCAGCAUCAGCUACAGCAGCAGCAACAUCCUCAUGCUGAGCCUGGUGUGAACGUUGAUGUGGCGGAACAACGAGAGGUUGUCGAGCCGGGUGACGGACGAAGUGAGGAUAUCAACGCUUUGGCGAAGGAGAUUGCGGGUGUUUUACUUCGUGGACAGAGGAGCUUGGUUGUGCCACCCUCUCAAAGAAGGGAUGAUGGGAGUGUACACGGGAGUAGCGGGGAUUUGGAAGGGCCGCCUGAUUAUAAGUCUGGGGGACAUGGUACUAAUAGCUAA
Messenger RNA from Marasmius oreades (fairy-ring Marasmius), 2247 nucleotides. RefSeq lists its product as uncharacterized. NCBI's taxonomy places the organism in Eukaryota, Fungi, Basidiomycota, Agaricomycetes, Agaricales, Marasmiaceae. The record is from RefSeq and is a predicted model, not a curated record. The transcript is spliced from 9 exons. The coding region runs from base 952 to 2247 and encodes 431 amino acids.